AUGGCUUUUUUCCGUCAUAUGGAUGACACUGGCUUUCUCACUCCGCUAACAAAUCACACACCCUCUUCCUCUGUCCUGCCCUACGCAACGAUGAGCACGGCCCCCGCUAACGAGUCACAGUGGUUCCGCCUUCCUGCGCAAGUGCGCCCCUCGCACUACGACAUCACGAUGCUGUCCGAUCUUGAGCGCCUCACGUUCCAGGGUGCGGUGGAAGUGUCGCUGGACGUGCUCGAAGACACGCGCACGCUCGCCUUCAACAUCGGCAAAGGGCUUACGCUGAGCCAGGUGCUCGUGACGAGUCCUACGUUCUCGGAGCUGCUCACGCCCAAUGUCAGCAUGCAGCACGAGCGUGUCACCGUGUCGCUUCCCGCGAAUGUGUCCCAGGGCACGCAGGUCACCCUGCUUGCGGGCUACCAGGGCACGAUCGAUCAGAGCAUGAUGGGCUACUACCAGUCCACCUGGGAGCAUAAGGGCAGGAAGGGCAACUAUGCCCUGACGCAGUUUGAGCCGACGUCCGCGCGCCGUGCAUUCCCGUGCUGGGACGAGCCGGAGCUCAAGGCCACGUACCGCCUCCGCAUGCUGCAUCGCCAGGACACGACGGCGCUCGGCAACAUGCCGAGCGUCAACACCCAGCCUGUGGACGCUGCGCAGGCGGCCGAGGCGCUCCGGGUGAAGCAGCUUGCGUACGAGGAGCCACAGCUCGGCGACGAUGCGUGGGUCCUCACCGAGUUUGCGCCGACGCCCAAGGUGUCGAGCUAUCUCGUCGCGUGGGCGAACGGCGUUUUCGAGUACAUCGAGGGCUCGUACAAGUCGCCACUGACCGGCAAGGACGUGCCGAUGCGCGUGUACACGACGCCCGAGUACAUUCACCAGGCGCAGUUCGCGCUCGAGGUGAAGCAAAAGGUGCUCCCUGAGUACGAAAAGGUCUUUGACAUUGCGUACCCUCUGCCCAAGCUGGACACGCUCGUCGCGUCCGACUUUGAUGCAGGCGCGAUGGAGAACUGGGGCCUGAUUACCGGCCGCACCUCCGUCUUCCUGUACGACGAGAAGACGGGUCUGCAAGGCAUGAAGACAACAGCGGCCGUGCAGUCGCAUGAAUGCGCGCACAUGUGGUUCGGUGACAUCGCGACCAUGGCGUGGUGGGACAACCUCUGGCUCAACGAGGCGUUCGCGACGCUCAUGGGCGAGAUGAUCAUCCUGGACAGGGCCUUUCCCGAGUGGAACAGUGCGAGCGAGUUUAUCGUGUCGCACUUGAACCGCGCGCUGGAGCUGGACGGCAAGCGUUCGUCCCACCCCAUUGAGGUGCCACUGCAGGGAGACAAUGUCGAGGACGCCAUCAACCAGGUGUUUGAUGCCAUUUCGUAUUCCAAGGGCGCUAGUGUCCUGCGCAUGCUCUCGCAGAUGCUUGGCGAGGACGUGUUCCUGAAAGGCGUGAGCCUCUACCUGAAGAAGCACCUGUACGGCAACACGGUGACCAAGGAUCUCUGGGACGGCAUCAGCGAGGCCUCGGGCCAAGACGUGAACGCCAUCAUGCAGGACUGGGUGCUCAAGCAGGGCUUCCCGGUGCUUACGGUCACGGAGAAGGCCGACUCGAUCGUCGUGCGCCAGAACCGCUUCCUCGACACGGGUGACCCGACGGCCGAGGAGGACCAGACGCUGUGGCAGGUGCCGCUGGCGCUCACCACGGUGCAGAACGGAAAGCCCCAUACGGAUUAUGAGCUGAUCCUCAAAGGCGAGCGCGAGAAGGAGAUUCCGCUCGCCCGAGCGGCGGAGAGUGUGUGGAAGCUGAACGCCGGCACCAUUGGUGUGUAUCGCGUGGCAUACUCACCCGAGCACCUCCGCAAGCUGGGCGCUGCGGCAGCCGCGAAAGACAGCCCGUUCUCGCUCGAGGACCGCGUCGGCCUCGUGAGCGAUGCCUUUACGCUGGCCCAGGCCGGCUAUGCAAAGACGUCGGGCGGUCUCGAGCUGAUGCACGCGCUCAAGGGCGACCACAGCUCGCUGGUCAACCUGGCCGCGGCCAACAACCUCGGCAAGCUGGCCAGCGUGUGGUGGGAGCAGCCCGAGGCGGUCCGCCGUGCCAUCAACCAAUUCCGUGUGGACGUGUUUGGCCCGCUGGCCAAGGAACUGACGUUCGAGUUUGGUGCGAAUGACUCGAGUGAGCUACGUGAACUGCGCUCGACGGUGAUCUCGGCCGCCGCCGCCGCGGGUGAUGCAUGGACGCUCGGCGAGAUUCACCGCCGCUUUGAGCCCCUUCACGACGGCGACGACAGCCUCAUCCACCCAGAUCUGAUGCGUGUGAUCUUCGCGCAGUCGGUCCGCCACGGCGGAGAAAAGGAGUUUGAUGCUGUGCUCUCCGUCUACGAGAAGCCGGCGACCCCCGCGCACAAGAACGCAGCGAUGCUCGCGCUCGGUGCAGCCAGCGACGAGAAGCUUAUCCAGCGCACGCUGGACAUCGUGUUCAGUGGAAAGGUCAAGACACAGGACUAUAUGUACUUCUUCGCGGCCCUCUCGAACAACAUCAAGAGCCGACGCCAGCUGUGGGAGGCAGUCAAGCUGCGCUUCGACGACCUGGUAAAGUCCUUCGAGGGCAACUUCUCGCUGGCCAACCUGAUCAAGUCGACAAUCAGUGUCUUCUCGGCGGAAGAAGAUGCCGAGGACAUAAAGUCCUUCUUCGAGAAGCGCGACACCUCGAAGUUCAGCAUGAGCCUAGCGCAAGGCCUCGACGCCGUGCGUGCCCAGGCGCGCUGGCUGCAGCGCGAUCGGCAAGACGUAGAGGCCUACCUCCACUCGAGCGGGUAUCUGUCGUAG
Molecule: messenger RNA, 2808 nt
Organism: Malassezia sympodialis ATCC 42132
Lineage: Eukaryota; Fungi; Basidiomycota; Malasseziomycetes; Malasseziales; Malasseziaceae
Exons: 2
Coding region: 1-2808 (935 amino acids)
Biological process (GO): proteolysis; peptide catabolic process
Cellular component (GO): membrane; cytoplasm
Molecular function (GO): metalloaminopeptidase activity; peptide binding; zinc ion binding
Source: RefSeq, a predicted model, not a curated record